Scleropages formosus (Asian bonytongue) is the source of this 1105-nucleotide messenger RNA. It is a transcript of the gene u2af1, whose product is annotated as U2 small nuclear RNA auxiliary factor 1. The transcript is spliced from 8 exons. Gene Ontology annotation, molecular function: RNA binding; metal ion binding. Gene Ontology annotation, biological process: mRNA splicing, via spliceosome. The record is from RefSeq and is a predicted model, not a curated record. Gene Ontology annotation, cellular component: U2AF complex. NCBI's taxonomy places the organism in Eukaryota, Metazoa, Chordata, Actinopteri, Osteoglossiformes, Osteoglossidae. The coding region runs from base 89 to 793 and encodes 234 amino acids.
ACGCACGUACUCCCUCCCUCUUUCCCGACGAAAGGCGUGUAAGCGUGUGACGCGGAGCCGCGUUUGUGGCUCAAUACAGAGUUCAAAGAUGGCGGAGUACCUGGCCUCCAUUUUCGGCACAGAGAAAGAUAAAGUGAACUGUUCCUUUUACUUUAAAAUCGGAGCCUGUCGCCAUGGAGACCGAUGUUCCCGGCUUCACAACAAGCCCACCUUCAGCCAGACUAUUGCCCUGCUGAACAUUUACCGAAACCCGCAGAACACGGCCCAGUCUGCUGAUGGCAUGCGCUGUGCGGUGAGCGAUGUGGAGAUGCAGGAACACUAUGACGAGUUCUUUGAGGAGGUUUUCACGGAGAUGGAAGAGAAGUAUGGGGAAGUGGAAGAGAUGAACGUGUGUGACAAUUUGGGUGACCACUUGGUUGGGAAUGUAUAUGUGAAGUUCCGUCGUGAGGAGGAUGCAGAGAAGGCAGUGUUGGAUCUAAACAACCGCUGGUUCAACGGACAGCCCAUCCAUGCUGAGCUCUCACCUGUUACAGACUUCAGGGAAGCCUGCUGUCGCCAAUAUGAGAUGGGAGAGUGCACUCGAGGUGGCUUCUGCAACUUCAUGCACUUGAAGCCCAUUUCACGUGAACUCCGCCGGGAGCUGUACGGACGUCGCCGGAAACGGCACCGUUCCCGCUCCCGCUCCAGAGAGCGACGCUCUCGUUCUCGGGACCGAGGGAGUCGAGGUGGUGGUGGCGGCCGCGAUCGCGAACGUCGCCGGUCAAGAGACCGUGAGCGUUCUGGACGCUUCUGAGUUUGCGUAGUGCCACUCCUGCCCUGCCAUGAUGUGACCCGAGCCGACCCCACCCUCCUUGACCCAGCUCCAGUUUUUCAGCAGAAAAGUCACCUGACCAAGGACCCAUCUGAAAUGCUGGACUCUCCCUUCCCUUUCUAACACUGUUCUUUAUUUUUUUAAGAAACCAGGAGCUUGCUUUCUCAAUAAAAAAAAAUGACUUAGUGAUUCUAUAGUGGUCUGUUCUUAAAGUCUUAAUUUAGGAUAUGUUGUGAACAAAUCUUAUUUGUUGCAUGUUUUUCCAACUGGUGGGUGUCGUAUUUUAUCCAUGGG